Syngnathus acus (greater pipefish) is the source of this 2575-nucleotide messenger RNA. RefSeq names its product STIP1 homology and U-Box containing protein 1 (gene stub1). The record is from RefSeq and is a predicted model, not a curated record. Gene Ontology annotation, molecular function: ubiquitin protein ligase activity; protein-folding chaperone binding. Gene Ontology annotation, cellular component: Z disc; cytoplasm. Lineage: Eukaryota; Metazoa; Chordata; Actinopteri; Syngnathiformes; Syngnathidae. Gene Ontology annotation, biological process: protein quality control for misfolded or incompletely synthesized proteins; protein polyubiquitination; positive regulation of proteolysis. The coding region runs from base 272 to 1126 and encodes 284 amino acids. The transcript is spliced from 8 exons.
CGUAUAAAGUGCCCAUUGCGGCUUCCGUCGCGUGACGUCAGCAGAACAACAACCUGUCAUGAUUGCUCACGAGAGAGAAAUUUAAUCCAGAAACAUUGUAAAACCAAUAUUUAUUUUUAAAAAACAGUUUGAAUGUGAGCCGUCUCUCGGUAGUGUUGGAGAUCCAGGCGGGGACAGGGCCUUUUUGAGCCUGUCGGUUGAGCCAGCCGAAGAGACGGGGAACAGGAUUGGGAAGCAGGGCGAGGCGGGCCCCGCGGAGCCGGUGGAGAAGAUGGCCGGCAGCCCGGAGAAGAGUUCCACCGCGCAGGAGCUAAAGGAGCAGGGGAACCGCUUGUUCCUCUGCCGCAAGUAUCAAGAGGCUGCGACAUGCUACAGCAAGGCCAUUAACCGUAACCCCUCCGUGGCAGUGUACUACACUAACCGAGCCCUUUGCCACGUGAAGCUGCAGCAGCAUGACAAGGCUCUAGCCGACUGUAAGCACGCUCUGGAGCUGGAUACCCAGUCGGUCAAGGCCCACUUUUUCCUGGGCCAGUGUCACCUGGAGCUGGAGAACUACGACGAAGCCAUCGGGAACCUGCAGAAAGCAUACAAUCUGGCAAAGGAACAGAGGUUGAAUUUUGGUGACGACAUCCCCGGCGCCUUGCGCAUCGCCAAGAAGAAGCGUUGGAACAGCAUCGAGGAGAAGCGCAUCAACCAGGAGAACGCGCUUCACGCCUACUUGAGCAAACUCAUACUAGCAGAGAAGGAGCGACAACUUGAAGACUACAAAGAAAAGCAGGAUGACGAUCACAUUGGUGGCGAUGUGGCCAAGAUUGCAUCCAAACAUGACAAGUACUUAAUGGACAUGGAUGAGUUGUUCUCGCAGGUGGAUGAAAAGAGAAAAAAACGGGAGAUUCCCGACUAUCUGUGCGGAAAGAUCAGUUUUGAGCUAAUGAGGGAGCCGUGCAUCACACCGAGUGGGAUCACCUAUGACCGCAAAGACAUUGAAGAGCACCUCCAGCGAGUGGGCCAUUUCGACCCGGUCACUCGAAGCCCCUUGACCCAGGACCAGCUGAUCCCCAACCUGGCCAUGAAGGAAGUCAUCGAUGCCUUUGUCCAGGAGAACGGAUGGGUGGAGGACUACUAGAUGGAUCCCCUCUCCCUUUUUUUGUCCAUCUGGAGUUUAUGCGAGACUGUAGAGAUGUGGCGCCUUGCCUGGAUGUGAACUGUCACAAUUUGGCACCGGGAAGCCGACGCGGACCUCGUAGCCCGUCCCGUUCUCUAUGCGUCCCAAAUGUGUGAGGCUGUGUUUGUGGCCUGCUACUCCCUUUAACGUUGUCUACUUCAGUUUACUUUUUCGCUCCCCAAUGUAUGGUCGCUCUCAGGUCUCUUCCCUCUACUUUUAUCCAUUUUUAUCUCCAGUGCCACAAUCACCGAAUGCUGAAUGCUCCCGUGACUGUCAAAAGAAAACAAAUCAGAAUUAUUCAUUAUUAACACUUUGACCUGAAAUGGUAACUAUGCCAAAAAAAAAAAAAAAAAUCGUUUUAUGUGACCACUUUGUAUGCAAGUUUACACAAUGUCAUUGGGGAGCGGUGGUUAAAAAAAAAAAGAUAUUCCAAGUUAAACUGUGUUUAUCAGUUGUCAGCUCCACCUGUAGGUGGCGCCACAAUCCCUCACCCCAAGCUGUGUGCGUUGACAUUUUUAGUGAGUUCUUGUCGCAUCAUGCAUGUGAGCAUUUAUUCCAUAUCCAGCUUAGGAACUGUGUACUAGUAUCCUCUUUGUCCUCUUUGAGUAGGACUUCUUUGGUGUACCAGAACACGUUACUAGUGAGGUGAAUUUCACACGAAUUGCACGCUCCAAGAUCUUGACGAGAAUAAUUUGUUAUAUCUCUCUUUUCACCUCAUGCACAUUUUUGCCUCACCAGUAACAUGUAAUUGUCCCAUUCGUAUACUGAAGUUGUACUCACUGAAUUUUUAUUAAUUAAAGCAAAGAGUGUAGUAGUACAUGGACCAUAAGAUGGAUAUUAAGGCUUGCUAGCCACUUAAGUGAAGACAAUUGAGAUGAAUGUAUGCAUUCUGUGUUUAGCGCUAAAAAUCUCUUUCAACAGGACACUUUUUGAAAUCAGAGCAGCAUUGCUGCAUAUUCCUUGAUGUCAGCUGAGGUUGACGCAUACACGAGCUUUAAACGGCAACGUUUGUCACUUGCGCCGUGAAAUCUCCCCCAAAGUGACUGCUCUCUUUACUACAAACACAAAAAAGCAUUUGGUUUGUCGGACCCCGCUCGUCAUUGCUGUUAAUUUGAAGCGUCUCCUUGACGGCUCGCAAAAACAAUCACCAGUUGGGAGCGAAUCCAUAAGCCUAAAACGUCCGUGUCAUCCUCCAAUUUGUUAAAAAUGCUGGAAGCGCAUCGUCUGUCACGCAUACUUCCGUUUUCCCGGAGGUUCUGUAACAGUUCUUUGAGUUGACGGAACUUCUAGCCCGGUGGCUCUCAGAAGGUGUAAAGAAUUAGCUUGUCUUAGUUUUUGAAGAAAGAUGGUUCUUUGAUUCUCUUGACGUAUUUCAGCUUAAAAGUGUAUUAAAUGUAGAUAUGUUGAUAA